UCUUAUGUCGCCUUUCCAUUGUUCAUAACUGGAGUGAGCCGAGGCGGCAUUUCACAUUUACUCUCAUUGUAACCCGUUUGUUGGAGAAAUAAGGAGGCAACGACACUGGAAAGACGGAAACAGCGCGGAACUCGAGAUCAUCUCAGAAUAUACACAAACGGAUUUUCUCUCAGGGUUCGGUGUCUUAAUUAGAUCGGGGAAAUAUGAUGGACGACGAGCAGCCCAAGACCCUGUAUGUUGGAAACUUGUCACGCGACGUGACAGAAGCUCUUAUUGUACAGCUCUUUGGUCAAAUUGGCCCCUGCAAGAGCUGUAAAAUGAUUGUGGAUACUGCAGGUAAUGAUCCAUACUGCUUCGUGGAGUUCUUUGAGCACAGACACGCUGCUUCCUCCCUUGCAGCCAUGAAUGGACGUAAAAUAAUGGGUAAGGAGGUAAAGGUCAACUGGGCUACCUCACCAAGCAGUCAGAAAAAAGACACAAGCAAUCACUUUCACGUCUUUGUUGGAGACCUCAGCCCAGAAAUCACCACUGAUGACAUCAGAGCCGCCUUUGCACCUUUUGGGCGGAUAUCGGAUGCUCGUGUUGUAAAAGAUAUGGCAACAGGCAAAUCUAAAGGCUAUGGAUUUGUCUCGUUCUUUAACAAAUGGGAUGCUGAAAAUGCCAUUCAACAGAUGGGAGGUCAGUGGUUGGGCGGCAGGCAGAUCAGGACUAACUGGGCCACAAGAAAACCCCCAGCACCCAAAUCCACCUAUGAAACAACAAACACCAAGCACUUGUCAUUUGAUGAGGUAGUGAAUCAGUCCAGCCCCAGCAACUGCACAGUUUACUGUGGUGGGGUCAGUACAGGCCUUACAGAACAACUCAUGAGACAGACCUUUUCUCCCUUUGGCCAAAUAAUGGAGGUUCGAGUGUUUCCAGACAAAGGCUACUCAUUUGUGAGGUUCAGCUCGCAUGAAAGUGCAGCUCAUGCAAUAGUAUCUGUUAAUGGCACGUCUGUAGAGGGUCACCUGGUGAAAUGUUACUGGGGUAAAGAGACCACGGACAUGAUGAGCCCCAUACAGCAGGUCCAGGUACCCCAGCAGAACAAAGUUGGCUUUGCUGCACAGCCGUAUGGUCAGUGGGGACAGUGGUACGGCAACGCACAACAGAUUAGCCAGUAUGUCCCGAACGGCUGGCAGGUACCUACUUACGGCGUGUACGGGCAAGCCUGGAACCAGCAGGGCUUCAAUCAUUUACAGGCCGGGGCUGGGUGGACCGGUGUUGGCGCAGUGAGUAACGGAGGUGUGGUGGAGCCGGCACAGGGAGUCAACGGGACCAUGCUAGCCAACCAGUCCAGCAUGGGCACUGCAGGAUACCACACACACUGAUGCGGCAAUGGACAACUCCAGUCCUCCACUGCAGCUUCAGCAGGGAUUUACACACAACCUCCCCCACUAAGCCUGGUCUGGGGAGGUAGUGUGCCAUAUUUGACCCUCUCCACCUGUAAACUUGGUCAUUUGGGUGGACUAUGAGGCUAAUCUUGUCAUUGUUUGGCCUUGAGUUGGAUUAAACGCACCCUGAUACACAAACACACAUUCGGACACAUUUAACACGCACCCACGUAAAUCCAUAAGUCUUCGGCCUGGUCUCCGACUGACUUAAUUGGAAUGGACUAUGCCAUUUUUAAGUCAAAGUACUAUAAUCGAAUAAAAUCAACAAUAACUGCAUCUUUUCCAUUUUGCUUUUUUUUUUGGUUUGUUAGAGCGAUUUCAGCUGCUGAUUUUGUAAUAUAUGAUGCUUUGCCUUUUCUUUUUUGGACUUGCCAUUUUAAAAGCAACAUUGUUUUCUUGAGAGGAGCGAUGACACCAUUGAGUUGUUUGAAAUGUCAACUUUUUUUUUUGUUUGUUUAUAAAAUUAAUAAAAUGGAUGUCAACUGUUGUAUUUUUUAAUUAGACAUUCAAUUUCUCAAACUAAACCAAUUGCAGGGAUGACUGCCACAUUUUUUUAAAAGGCAGAUAAAUAUUGCACAAUAUUAAUACGUUUUCAAAACAAAUUUGAUGUUACGCAAAUUUUAGGUAUUUUUAAUUGUUUUGCAUUCCACUUUUUUUGAGGGCGUAUAAGUACAAUAUACCUUUCUGUAUGUAAAUAACCAGACAACUGUGUUCAACUGUUGGGACGCUAUAUAAACUCAGAUGUUGAUUAUGGUUGCUUGCUUGCUUGCUUCUUUUGUAGGUAGGUUGGUGGGUGGGUGGGCAGAGGGGUUUGGGCUUCAACUGAAUUAUACUUUGACAUCACAGCUCUGUUAAACGCUGGUCCAUGUGGUUCUUAAAGUUUCUCCAAGGGAAUCUCUUGUGGAAGAACUUUCCUCAUUGCAAUGCAGUGCGAAGAUCCAGAACAUUUUGCUAGACUUAUAAUUCUGUGUAUAAAAUCUAAAUAUCAACUUUUUAAUUAUUUAGUAUUAUGACAUGACAGAAUGGAUCAGAAUUUUGCACUGUUGCCCAUGGGAGUGUCAAUAGUUGAGACUGGUUGUGUUGCCUUAUUUUGAGUUGAUUUCAUACGAGUAAACUGAUGAAACAUAGGCAGUGCCUAUUAAUAAGUUGAGAGCUUUUGUUUUGAGGAUUUAAAAAAAUAAUGUUCAUCAUACUACAAUGUGUUCUUGCUUUGACUCAUUAAAAUGCAGAUGCGAAACAGCA
Molecule: messenger RNA, 2672 nt
Organism: Triplophysa dalaica
Lineage: Eukaryota; Metazoa; Chordata; Actinopteri; Cypriniformes; Nemacheilidae
Gene: tia1
Product: TIA1 cytotoxic granule-associated RNA binding protein
Exons: 12
Coding region: 204-1367 (387 amino acids)
Molecular function (GO): RNA binding
Source: RefSeq, a predicted model, not a curated record